Messenger RNA from Cololabis saira (Pacific saury), 2168 nucleotides. RefSeq names its product coiled-coil domain containing 47 (gene ccdc47). Gene Ontology annotation, cellular component: endoplasmic reticulum. Bases 135 to 1598 code for a protein of 487 amino acids. Gene Ontology annotation, biological process: endoplasmic reticulum calcium ion homeostasis. NCBI's taxonomy places the organism in Eukaryota, Metazoa, Chordata, Actinopteri, Beloniformes, Belonidae. The transcript is spliced from 13 exons. Gene Ontology annotation, molecular function: calcium ion binding. The record is from RefSeq and is a predicted model, not a curated record.
GAUGCUUUUGUUUUGAAAGGUCACGAGUCGGUUGGUUUCCUGCUUCAGGCGUUAACAUCGUUUCAAGGACAGUUUAGACUCGGUUGCUCUGUUAGAUCCACAUUUAUUGACACAGUUAUUCCCCAGGUCCCACGAUGGGAAGUGCACGUCUCCUCCUGAUCCCCAUAUUGCUGCUCCUCCUGGCCCUUCCUGUCUCCAAGGGACGUUACAAUGAUGACUUUGAUGAUAACGAGGACCUUGCAGACUUUGAUGACAAUGAUUUUGCAGAGUUUGAAGACAUGAAUGAUGAUUUAACAGCUGAAGCAGAAACUGCCCCCCCGCCACGUGUUUCCCCAUCCUCACAACCUGAAGAGGAUGAAGACGAAGCCACCGUGGAGCUGGAGGACGGCCAAGAUUUUGAGGACUCGGAUACUCAGGAUCAAGACAUGUACAGCAAAUAUGACCAGGAGGAGUUUGAGGGGUUUGGAGACAGAGAAAAGACAAGCCACUCAAUGAAGGACCCUCUUAUAAUCCACACGGUUCCUGCGCAUCUUCAGAACAGCUGGGAAAGUUACUACAUGGAGAUCCUGAUGGUGACCGGCCUCUUGGCCUACAUCAUGAACUACAUCAUCGGCAAGAACAAAAAUAGUCGGCUGGCUCAAACCUGGUUUAAUUCCCACAAAGAGCUGCUAGAGAGCAACUUUGCAUUAGUGGGUGAUGAUGGUACCAGUAAAGAAGCCGUGAGCACUGGGAAGCUGAACCAGGAGAAUGAACACAUUUACAACCUGUGGUGCUCUGGACGCGUGUGCUGUGAAGGCAUGCUCAUUCAACUUAAGUUUCUGAAGAGGCAGGACCUGCUCAAUGUUUUGGCCAGGAUGAUGAGGCCCGCGUGUGACCAAGUGCAAAUCAAAGUGACUCUAAAUGAUGAGGACAUGGAUACUUUUGUGUUUGCUGUGGGUACCAAGAAAGCCAUGGCUCGGAUGCAGAAGGAAAUGCAGGACUUGUGUGAGUUCUGCAGUGACAAGCCAAAGUCGGGAGCCAAGUAUGCGCUUCCAGACUCUCUGGCUAUUCUUAGUGAGAUGGGCGAGGUCACAGAUGGAGUGAUGGACAACAAGAUGGUACAUUACAUCACCAACCAUGCUGACAAGAUUGAGUCCAUCCAUUUCUCAGACCAAUUUUCUGGUCCAAAAGUUAUGCAAGAGGAGGGUCAGCCACUAAAGCUGCCUGAAACCAAGAAAACACUGCUGUUUACAUUUAAUGUGCCUGGUAUGGGCAACACGUCUCCCAAAGACAUGGACUCUCUGCUUCCUCUCAUGAACAUGGUGAUCUACAGCAUCGAUAAAGUGAAGAAGCUGCGUCUCAACAGAGAGGGCAAGCAAAAAGCCGACAGAAACCGGGCCCGUGUGGAGGAGAACUUCCUGAAGCAAACUCACGCUCAACGGCAGGAAGCGGCCCAGACACGGCGGGAGGAGAAGAAAAGGGCUGAGAAGGAGAGGAUCAUGAAUGAGGAAGACCCCGACAGACAGCGUCGUCUGGAGGAAGCCGCACAGCGGCGCGAGCAGAAGAAGAUUGAGAAGAAGCAGAUGAAGAUGAAGCAGAUCAAAGUCAAAGCCAUGUGAAGCAUCGCUAUGGACAAAGACCUACAAGCACAUAUACAUGCAGUGCUCAGCUCAGUUUCUCUCCUGCUUCUCCCACCACAGGCCACAUCUCCAGCUCACAGACGCCGGCCGUACGGCUCCAGAAAGACAUGCUGUUUCUCUGGGUGUGUCAGCCUCAGCUGUUUCUAUCACUAACCACUCCAUGUGAUGUGACUAAACCUUAAAAGACUGUGAAUGAGCAGCUGUUUUCAAAUGUGAGGGUUUCUUCACCAUCAAAUCUUUCACCUCCAUCACACCUGGAUUUUUCUUUAUGAUUAAUUAAAGAUCUGUUUGAAAGUUGGACAGCUCUGUGAGCUUUUUAAACUGAAUUUGCUGGGAAAGGAAUACACUAUUUUGUGGUAUUGUGCCACGUUUUUAAAGGACUGAAAUGAUUGCUCUACUUCCACUGGAAAUUUUAUUAGCAUUAAUAUAAUCAUUAAAUGAUAAUUUCAAAGAAUUUUAAUGUAUAUGUGCUAUGAAAUUUGUUUCUUGCAAGCUGUUUGUACUGGAAAUCUGAGCAAACAAUAAAAUGCACUGUAGUCGGUUGGAGAA